This is a messenger RNA of Erigeron canadensis, 1284 nucleotides long. RefSeq names its product ribonucleoside-diphosphate reductase small chain A. Gene Ontology annotation, molecular function: oxidoreductase activity. Gene Ontology annotation, biological process: deoxyribonucleotide biosynthetic process. Lineage: Eukaryota; Viridiplantae; Streptophyta; Magnoliopsida; Asterales; Asteraceae. The record is from RefSeq and is a predicted model, not a curated record. The transcript has 9 exons. The coding region runs from base 97 to 1116 and encodes 339 amino acids.
AACCGUCAAAUUGUUGGUCAAGUUAUCUUAAAAUUUGGGGGUUUUGUAGGGUUUUGUGCCCAUUUUCACACACAGAAUUCUAUCCAUAAAUCUAAUAUGGGUUCUUUGAAAAUUAAUGAAACAGAGCAAUUUAAAGAAGAAGAUGAACCAAUUCUAAUGGAGCAGAGCCAGAGAUUUUGUAUGUUUCCAAUUAGAUAUCAUCAACUUUGGGAGAUGUACAAGAAAGCACAAGCUAGUUUUUGGACUGCGGAGGAGGUUGAUCUCUCUUUGGAUAUACAACAGUGGCAAAAUUUGACUGAAUCUGAGAAGCGAUUUAUAAGUCAUAUUUUAGCCUUUUUUGCUGCAUCAGAUGGAAUUGUUUUGGAAAACUUGGCUGCAAGAUUUCUUAACGACAUUCAAAUACCCGAGGCUAGGGCAUUUUAUGGAUUUCAAAUUGCAAUGGAGAACGUACAUUCUGAGAUGUAUAGCUUGCUUUUGGAAACACUCAUCAAGGAUUCCAAGGAAAAGUACAGAUUGUUUAAUGCAGUUGAAAACAUUCCAUGUGUUGCAAGAAAGGCCCAAUGGGCUUUGAACUGGAUUAAAAGCUCGAAUUCAUUUGCUGAAAGACUCGUUGCAUUUGCAUGUGUCGAAGGGAUUUUUUUCUCGGGAAGCUUUUGUUCAAUUUUUUGGCUCAAGAAGAGGGGAGUGAUGCCAGGUUUGGCUUUCUCAAAUGAACUCAUAUCGAGAGAUGAGGGUCUCCAUUGUGACUUUGCUUGUCUUCUUUACAGUUUAUUACAAAAGCAGCUUCCUGUACAAAAGGUCAAUGAAAUAGUAGAUGAAGCUGUUGAAAUAGAGACUGAAUUUGUUUGUGAUUCCCUUCCGUGUGCACUAAUUGGCAUGAAUGCAACACUCAUGAGCCAAUACAUAAAGUUUGUUGCUGAUCGUCUCUUGGUUGCAUUGGGUUGUCAAAAGAAGUACAACGUAGAAAAUCCUUUCGAUUGGAUGGAGUUCAUUUCACUUCAAGGAAAAACAAACUUCUUUGAAAGAAGAGUGGGCGAGUAUCAGAAAGCGUCUGUUAUGUCAAACCUUCAAGGCGGUGACCAAAAUUUCGUUUUUAAAAUGGAUGCUGAUUUCUAGCUCUAUUACACAACACAGAGCCAUUUAUAUUUAGUGUUUAAAUUUUGAUUCUAAAGAGCUCUUAGAACAUGCCUCCUUAGUUAUUCUUAUUCUUAUAAUUAAUAAUCACCGAAUAUUUUGAAUGACUUAUAAUAUUUGUAUCCCAUAUUAUUAAAAUCACUUUCAAUA